AUGGAUGAAAGCCCUGUUGAUACCAUAACUGAAAAAGUGCCCUUGCAAAACAUAGCAGUGGAUGUGCUGAUCCGAGGCUUUCUGAGUGAUGUUACAUGUCAGCUUCAUUACAAAAACCAGGAGACUGUCCCCCUGGAAGUUGAAUUUGUCUUCCCUGUGCAUGCUGAAGCUGCUGUCUAUGCCUUUGAGGGUCUGAUGGAUGGUCAAAAAAUUGAAUCACAACUCAUGAAAAGGGAGGAGGCAAGAACAUUGUAUGACACUGGGUUAAUAAUGGGAAGCAAUGUUGCCCUGCUUGAAAAAGAGCCAAAGAGCAAGGAUAUUUUCAGAUGCAUGCUGGGAAAUCUUCCUCCCAAUGGAGAAGCUACUUUAAAGCUGUGCUAUGUCCAGGCAUUUUCUCCAGAGCCUGAUGGAGCCAUCCGAUUUGGCCUUCCAGUUGUGUUAAAGCCACGGUAUGUGCCUCAAGAAGAGGGCAGCAUUACUCAGAAUGUACCACAAGUACCCAAGGAGCAGCUUCCUUAUACUCUGAGCCUCAACGUCACAUUGGAUUCUCCUUACAGAAUUUCCCAUGUGGAGUCAAAUUGUACUCUCACACCCCUGCAGUACACAACAGAGGAUCACACCAUUGCUUUGAUUUCACUGGUUGGAGAGCAUCAUUUUGAUCGAGAUGUGGAACUACUGAUAUAUUACGAGGAAGAGGUUCAUAAGCCCAGUGCCUUGCUUGAACCUGGGAAACCUGGGGCUGAUCCAGGCUCAUUGAUGGGGGACCCAGUCCUUCUGCUUACCAUGUAUCCCACCGUCCCUUCUCUAAAGUCUGCUUUGAAUGCAGCUGGUGAAUUUGUGUUCUUGGUAGAUUGUUCUGGCAGCAUGUUCAGUAGUUUUGACCAGGAUUCUCCAUCCUGCAUUGAGAAAGCCAAGGAAACCCUGAUCUUUCUUCUGAAGAGUCUCCCUCUUGGAAGCUACUUCAACAUCUAUGCAUUUGGUUCUGACUACUAUUCCUUCUACUCGCAGAGUGUCAGAUAUACUCAGAAAACCAUGUUAGAGUCCCUCAAGCGGGUGAAGGAGGUGACCAACAUGGGAGGCACAGAGAUUCUCCAACCGUUGAAGGCAAUUUACAGUCAGCCAUGCCAGGAAGGAUACAUUUGUCAGCUGUUUGUAUUCACUGAUGGAGCGGUAUCUAACACAAUGGAAGUCAUUAAAGAAGUUCAAAGUCACAUCAAUACCCACAGAUGUUUUUCUUUUGGAAUUGGUGAAGGGGUCUCUACUCUCUUAAUAAAAGGUAUUGCUGAAGCAGGUUGUGGCCAUGCUGAAUUCAUCAAAUGCAGUGAGAAAAUGCAGACCAAAGCCUUACGCUCUAUGAAGCGAGCCUUACAACCAAAACUGAAUGACAUCUGUCUUCAGUGGGAUUUGCCUUCCGGGUUUGAGGCUGUGCUUGUGCGACCUGCCCCACAGGUCAUAUUUGCAGGAGAAUGUUAUCUUAUCUAUGCUCAAAUCAGUGGUCAGCAGCAGGCAAGUGAAUUGGAGGGUUCUGUUGUGCUUCAGUAUAAAUCAGAAUGCCAGAUUUUCAGAGAGAGGAUGGCCUUCUCACUCCAACUUCAGGAGAAUGACAGGUUACCUAUUCACCGGUUGGCAGCUCAGGCCCUUUUGCAAGAUCUGGAGGGAGCAACUUCAAUGAAAAAUCAAAACUUGGCAUUGGAGACAAGCCUAAGCUCUGGAGUGUGGUGUGAUCAGACUGCCUAUGUGUUAAUAAACACAGACCUGGGCAAGCCACUUCAAUCUUCUGUUUACUUCCGAAGGAUUCCUGUUCUCGGCCCAGUGAACUUAUGCAACCGUCUGCGCAUGAACAUUGAUAAGGUCUGUGAGCGGGAUUGCAAAUUAUUCCUGCUGGAAGAAGAACCUUCCAAGUAUGAAAAGAUUAAGACAAGAUUUGUUGAAUUAUCAAAGACGUUUUCUUCUGCAGUAUCUGCCUUCUUUGCCACUAGUACGUCAGGCUGGAGAAAUGAUUUGACUCCGGGAGAUUUUGUUAAUGCUCAGAGUACAACCUUUGAUCAGUUUGAUCAACCAGACAGUGAAUCGCUUCUUUUGAAAGUGGUCUCCUUGCAAAAUGCAGAUGGCUCCUGGAUUUUGGAUGCCUGUUUGCUCAGCCUACUAGGUCUGAAUGAAGCUGAGACUUUGGCAAAGAAACCUCUCCAGGUGGCCCCAGCUGCAUGGGCAACAGUUCUUGUCAUUCUUUGGUUGCAUGUUCAUGCCACAGAGGAGAGGGAUAUCUGGGAGUUAUUGGAAGCAAAAGCCUUGGGAUGGCUCCAUGAGAAUGCAGGUCCUAAACUAGCUCAAUGCAUACAGAUCGGCAAUACUUUUCUGGGAUGCGAUAUCAACCCUGCGGUUUUUAAGCUGUGA
Python bivittatus (Burmese python) is the source of this 2394-nucleotide messenger RNA. The record is from RefSeq and is a predicted model, not a curated record. Lineage: Eukaryota; Metazoa; Chordata; Lepidosauria; Squamata; Pythonidae.